UGUGUUUCUCCCGUGGUGGAAUCAUAUUUCUUUUUGAGUCGUUUUAAUAAAAAUAAGUUCGUUUUCUUUUUAGUAAAAGUUAAAAAAUUCAAGAUUUUACCAAUAAAAUAAAAUUAAUUACGUUUUUAUUUUUCUUAAUCACCUUAAUUACAUCCCCAAUCCCAUUUUGACUUUUUCACUCUCUUUCUCUCCUCUCUCUCUCUCAGGUGGAAAAGAAGGUUUACAGAGUUUCUUCUCCGGCGAUUUUCGCCGGCGGCACCGUCUCCCCCUCAUCUCAUCUCUCUCUCUCACACAGACUGAGAGAGUAUCAAGCCUGAAAAAAAAUUCUUAAAGAGAAGAGGAGUGAUCUACGAGAGAGAGAAAAGAAAAGCUCAUAGGGUUCGCGAAAAUGUCGACUGCUCUCAUUUCUAAAAGGGCCACCAUUACCAUAGGAAAAUCUUCCGACCUCUUCAGAACAUCAUUCGCCUUCUUGCGCGGUCUCAGCACCACCACCAGCUCCGCCGCGGACACGGAGAAGCCGAAGCGUAAGAAGAAGAAGAAGAAGAACCUAUUCGAGGUGGCCCAGUUUCUGCCAAACUGGGGCAUUGGCUAUCACAUGGCCAAAACUCACUGGGCCGAGGUCUCUUACGAGAUCACCAAAAUCAACCUCUACAAAGAUGGAAGGCAUGGGAAAGCUUGGGGAAUUGCUCACAAAAAUGGCACGCCAGCUGCAGAUGCCCCGAAGAAAAUCAGCGGUGUCCACAAAGCGCUGUUGGAGAUAUAUCCCCAUGUCAAAAAGAAUCGAAGAAAGUGCGCCAAAACAGAAGAAGAUGGAAACUUCGUGACCAUUUUCAGUUUGUUUGUUGGAACCAGAUGUAGAAGCAAUUCAUAAAGGCCGGUUUAUCGCAGGUGCAAGUGUAGUGAACUGAGUUCUUGUCGACUUUUGAUAGUUAUAUAGCAUUGUGUUAGAUUCUGUAUUGAAGAUCAAUGGUAGUCAAUCCAGUUUUUCGAUCAUCGACCGUGUUGAUAUCUAGACUCUAGAGUCCAAUUUUGUUUUGGUGGUGUUAUUGAUCACUCUGGUUUUUCUAUCAUAUGAUGCGAUUUGCACAUUCUU
Salvia miltiorrhiza (redroot sage) is the source of this 1093-nucleotide messenger RNA. RefSeq lists its product as uncharacterized. Bases 389 to 871 code for a protein of 160 amino acids. Gene Ontology annotation, cellular component: mitochondrion. The record is from RefSeq and is a predicted model, not a curated record. Lineage: Eukaryota; Viridiplantae; Streptophyta; Magnoliopsida; Lamiales; Lamiaceae. Gene Ontology annotation, molecular function: structural constituent of ribosome. The transcript is spliced from 3 exons.